Molecule: messenger RNA, 973 nt
Organism: Etheostoma spectabile (orangethroat darter)
Lineage: Eukaryota; Metazoa; Chordata; Actinopteri; Perciformes; Percidae
Product: stonustoxin subunit beta
Exons: 3
Coding region: 201-770 (189 amino acids)
Molecular function (GO): protein binding
Source: RefSeq, a predicted model, not a curated record
UUUAAUGGACCUGAAUUACAGACCUUUGAUUCAAUUCCUUUUAAUUUAUAGUAUCAAUUCAUACCAAGAGUUAUCUCGAGAAACGUUACAGAUAACUUUACAGAUGACUUCUUCAUCUUCUAGUGGAGGGGAUCCAACAGACCCUGGGAGAAGGGACUCUGCCUGCUGUGGACCCUGUCAGGGCGCAGAGGAGUGAUCUGAUGAGAUAUGUCUGUGAACUGGAACUUGACUCAAACACAGCCCACAGUAACCUCGAACUGUCUGACAACAACAGGAAGGUGACACAUGUGGAGGAGGAUCAGCCAUAUCCUGAUCAUCCAGAGAGGUUUGAGUACUGGCCUCAGCUGCUGUGUAGAGAUGGUCUGACUGGUCGCUGUUACUGGGAGGUAGAGAGGAGAGGAGGGGUUGAGAUAUCAGUGAAUUACAGAGGAAUCAGAAGGAAAGGAGACGGUAGAGUCUGUGUGUUUGGAAGAAAUGAUCAGUCCUGGAGUCUGAUCUGCUCUGAUGAUCGUUACUCUGUCUGUCACAAUGACAGAGUAACAGCCCUCACGUCCUCCUCUGUCUCUAACAGAGUAGCAGUGUAUGUGGACUGUCCUGCUGGCUCUCUGUCCUUCUACACAGUCUCCUCUGACUCACUGAUCCACCUCCACACCUUCAACACCACAUUCACUCAGCCUCUCUAUCCUGGGUUUACGGUCUGGCCUGCUUCCUCAGUGUCUCUGUGUCCUCUCAGGAAGAGACAACUUCCUGUCCUGUGGUUUAAAUGUUGAUGGAGGACAGGGUUCACAUUUGUCUCUGAUUGUGUCUUUAAUGUCAGAAAUCUUCUUCUUUGUUGAAAUGAUCUCCUCUGGGAUGAAAACUAGUUCUGUAUGAACUGUGUUGACUUUGAUUUUCACUUUAAUCUCAUUUUAUUGGAGCAGCUUCAGCUGUUAGGGAUUUAUUUCCAUCUAGGUUUAAAAAUAAUAAAUAUAAA